Messenger RNA from Ornithodoros turicata, 1549 nucleotides. Its product is annotated as cytidine deaminase-like. Gene Ontology annotation, cellular component: cytosol. The record is from RefSeq and is a predicted model, not a curated record. Lineage: Eukaryota; Metazoa; Arthropoda; Arachnida; Ixodida; Argasidae. Gene Ontology annotation, molecular function: cytidine deaminase activity; zinc ion binding. Bases 414 to 845 code for a protein of 143 amino acids. The transcript has 6 exons.
GACGCGUCGACAAAAUGAGGCUGAACGCGCUCAUUGGGCAGCGCGGUGGUCUCCUCGCCGCCCCACGCGUCCAGUUGUCUUGACAAACAUCGAGCACAGCCUUCCAGAAAGUGUUUCUCAUGUUGCUUUCGUGUAGCAGAUGACUCGUGAAAUAUGGCGCAUUUCGUUACUUUACUUCGUUGCGGACACGGCAGAGCGUGAAGGGACAAGCAGCCAGAAUAUUAUGUUCCUGGACAUUACGUCUACACGCUUCCUGGAAGGCUCUGAAGUCAACAAAGUUGGAGUGGCUGAUUUCGUCGUAUAAGGGAAAAGACGCGUGCAAAGGCCUUCUUAUCGGGAAGCGCAGUUCGACUAGCUGUCGCGUGAUCUUUGCAGACGACAAAUUCUUGGUCCGGGGUUUGGGGUUCGCAGGGAUGUCCCUCGAACGCGAAGACGUCACGACUGUGGAACAGCUUAUUGAUGGGUGCAUACGAGCGAUGGACGCGGCCUAUGCACCGCACAGCAACGUUCAUGUGGGAGCCGCGUUACUUUGCGAUGAUGGAACUGUGUUUACAGGGUGCAAUGUUGAGAACUCUAGCUAUGGGCUAACAAUAUGUGCUGAACGUACUGCAGUCGUGAAAGCUGUCUCGGAAGGAAGAACAAAGUUCAAGGCCAUAGCAGUUGCCUACAACUUGCCUGGUUAUGCCUCACCCUGUGGAGCCUGUCGGCAGUUCUUAGUUGAGUUUGGCACAGACUGGGACGUGUACAUGGUCGGGAAAGACAGAACUUUUGUGAAGAAAAAAACUGGAGAACUGCUACCUGGUGCCUUCACCCCAGCCAAUUUGCAAGGUGCACUGAAACGAUAACGGUGCAUGCAUGAAAUUGUGACGUUCACAACGUUCUCAUCACAAAGUGCUCCUCUGCCUUUGUGCUUUGUGCAAAGCCAGACAUACAGCUAUAUUUCCUUGUAGGUCCUCGUAUUUUAAUGUUUUUUUUUUCUUUUUUAAGUCUGGUGUGAAGGCAAAAAUGGAUUUUGUUUCACAAGCUGUGAAACAUGGCAGAAUUGGGAAAUAUAUGUGAAAGAGCAAUUUCCUUACAAAAAAGGCAAAUCAAAUAUAUAACCAAACAGAAAGGGUAGGCUCUUCAUGACAUUUCAUAUGGGAUGGCCAGUGUCUUUAGGCGUGGCCGUAUCUGCGCUUUGGUGAGAUUUGGUGAAGUCCCAAUAAUGCAAAUCAGCGGGUAUAAAAAUGGGUGAUGUCGCAUUUACCCUUAACUGCACAAAGGGUUUUACGCUUUUUUUUGGGGCAAAAACCCAAUUCCGCCAGAUAUCAGAUCGCAGGAAAAAGCCAAGCCAAGCCAAUGCUUGUUCAAGGGUUCGUGUCUUGCCAACUACGACAUGCAGAAAAAUAACUGCUUUGUGUUCUGGCGUGCUUCAGAGUGCAUGCAUAACGUUACGAACCGGAUCAAAGUGUCACAACCGCUUUAAUACUGUAGCACAUUCGUUCGCGUCCCAUUCAGUGAAAUGUGUGUUCUGUUUUCCCAACAGCAUUAAAGAACCAUCAACGCUACA